This is a messenger RNA of Exophiala mesophila, 3376 nucleotides long. RefSeq lists its product as uncharacterized. The transcript has a single exon. NCBI's taxonomy places the organism in Eukaryota, Fungi, Ascomycota, Eurotiomycetes, Chaetothyriales, Herpotrichiellaceae. The record is from RefSeq and is a predicted model, not a curated record. Bases 304 to 3348 code for a protein of 1014 amino acids. Gene Ontology annotation, biological process: DNA-templated transcription; regulation of DNA-templated transcription. Gene Ontology annotation, molecular function: DNA binding; zinc ion binding; DNA-binding transcription factor activity, RNA polymerase II-specific.
CUCGUCACUGUCAUCAAUCCUUCAUAGAAGAAAACAUGUCAAAAGUCGUCUUCUCACACCGUGGAUGCCUGCUUAAACAGUGAUUCUAGAGAUACAUAUUUCUCCUUCGACAACCAACGCCUCUAUCAGUCCAAAACGAGUCCGGCAAGUUCAGGGCUUGGCAUCAACUUGGUCACAUGGAUUUCAAUCUCAACCACCUGACAGUUGUUUCAACUUUGAUCACAUCCAUUGUCGUAUUGGAUCCUCCUUUCCUCACAGCAGAGGAGGACCUUCUGUGCGUGACAGAGCCAGUCUUUCGCAGAAAUGUCUCUUGACAAGAUUACCCUUCCCACGUAUUCUUGUACGGUUUGCGGAAAGUCCUUUUCUCGAUCUGAUACCCUGCUUCGUCAUGGGAAGAGCCACCAUGCCACGGACGACCGCGGACCUGUCCAUCGUGUCAUCUCCGGUACUUUUAGAGCAUGCCGCUCUUGUGCAUUAGCAAGAUCACGAUGUUCUGGUGGAACUCCAUGUGGUCGCUGUACCACUCGUCGCCUCACUUGCGAAUACCCUCGUAGAGGACGGACAGAAACCACCGAGAACCAAACCUCAUCCUCGGCUGGUUCUAACGCACCAACACUAAGCCAGGCACCGCAAGACCACUUUGGAGAGCUGGUAUUUGUCCAUGGCAAUGAUACUGCUCAGUUUUCCCAGGAGCAGAAAAGGCCAAGGACAUCAACCCACUACGCUCCCAUCCUCGAUCAAACUGCCUGCUCAUCGACGGAGAAACCAUCGAACAUAGUCCUCAAUCCAAUGGAUGACACGGUGGCUCAAAACAGCGUAUCCGAUUUCCAAUCUGCCCAGACAAGCCUACAUUCUAACCAUCUCGGCCAACCCAACCACUUACAUACUACCAAUUCUGGAGUUGCCUUGCUGUCGGACUCUUAUCCCGUCGAUUAUUCCACCCAUUUUCUUGAUUAUGGCUGUCCAUCGUUUGGCGAAUCGAUGAAUUGGAUCCCUCCCAGCAUUUACCCUUCGCCAUAUGAUGCAGAGCUUGAACAAGACUUUUCUUUCAUCCUACCCCCCUUUUCUGACACCGCCAUUUCUGUUCAAGAUUAUGAAUUUGGUCUGGCUCCCGAAUCCAACCAUGGCCUUUUCGGUGCGACGGGUUCGGUGUCGCAAGGUGUAGGACAUGACCAUCUUUCGACAGAUCCUCUUCAGGGUUCGCAAACAAGUCCCACUUCCUCCACGAGCGAUGCUGGAAGAGAAGCUUCUUCGAGCACAGCUGUCAGCACAUCAAAUCAAAAGCGUAAAAAGCGUAAAUCGUCACUAAUGCCAGACGUCUUGUCCAAGCCACGGUCAACGAAAACAAACUAUUGCUUUCCAACUCUACAAGAUCCGUCACUCUUCAGCAAUCCAUCCAGAAUCCCUUGCGAUUAUUGUUCCCCAGCGUCACACAGCAAGAUUGCCAGCAUGUUCCACAGUCUCUGUGUUACAUCCACAAGAGCAUUAGCUCCAUUCACAAGCCCGUAUUUUCCAGGACUAGCUGAGUUCAACUGUUUCUUGGACUUGUAUUUUGAACAUUUUCACCCAAAUUUCCCCCUGAUUCACCGCCCGACUUUUCGAGAACAAUCUCAUUGGUUGACCAUAGUCGCCGUCGCCGCUAUCGGAAGUGUUUUUUAUACGUCACAAGACGCACCAGACCUUGGAGAAGCUUUUCAAGAAUUCCUUCUGCGUGCCAUUCAACAACACCAUGAUGAGUCUCCCCCAGAUACUGUGCUGGAUGUUCCUCUUGCUCAAGCUCGAAUAUUGAAUCUUGUCGGCUUGGUACAGUCUGGCCGAGAGCAUCUCAGAACACUGGCGCCUCGAUACCAUGCAGAACUUUCCCGUUGGUGUCUGGAAUCAGGGAUUCUUCAAAUCAACCGGUCAGAUGACCAGCUGCUGGACACUCCAAUCUCUGAAAAUAGCGGAGUCGCCCAACUUCGAAUGCAUCAAUGGAUCGACGCUGAGACAAUUCGAAGGAUUGGUUAUUUCACAUGGAUCCUCGAUUGCUCCCUCGGAUACAUGGCCAACUCCCGACCUCUCUUCAACAUGGACGAUGCAAGGGCCCCAAUGCCUUGCGCCGAUGACGUUUGGGAAGCAUCUACUUUGGACGCAUGGGUCGAGGCGAUGAAAGACAUGAUUCCCACCACAAGCCUUUGCGCCGCGAUCGAAACCCUCUACAACAAGAAGAAUGUCGAUUCAUGCCAGAGCAAUUUCUCUCAAUUACUGUUGAUCCAUGCCCUGUACCAACGAACUUGGGAGGUGGGGACACAUAUAAAGCAGCCUCUUAGCGAGUGGGUUCCCACCGGUAAAUCCCGCGGAUUUCUCAACACGCCCACAAAGGACAACUUCUGGCUUCCACUGUAUCCGCUGUACGCCAACUGGCGAAAUAGUGCCUGUGACUGUUUGGACGUCCUGCACUGGCAGGCCAACAGUUUGGUUGCAAGGGCUUCUGGUGUUGAACACACCGUAGUGCUGCAUCUCCAUCUUGCAAGAAUGGUCCUACUCACUCCUUUUCAGGAAAUUCAAGAUCUGCUAUUCUCAUUGAUUGGAAAGGUCGGAAAGUCGACGAGGGCUUCAUUCUACGUCCACGAUGGUAGCUACCAGCCGCGAAAUGACGCCAAAUUGCCCCAGAUCCGGAAAAUCACGUGGCGAUGGCUUCGAGAAGACCAGCACAAAGCCCGGCUUGCCAUGGUUCAUGCAGGCUCGGUUUUUUGGUACAUCCGUCGAUACUCCACGAUGAGCUUCUACGAGCCAUUUGCCCUCUACCUGGCAGCACUGGUCUUGUGGACUUAUGGCUCCUAUCAAUCAACCGCCAUGGAGCGGCCGUUAGCCAGCAGCCAUAAGGAAGACGGUGAAUCUAGCGGGCAAGAGAGAUCAGGAGCGGUGCAGCCUUCUAGGAUGGAGAGAAUGGAGCGGCCAAUCCAUUUCAUAAAUCAGUCGACGACUCAACCCGAAGACGCUUCAGCUUUGGACACCGUACCAUGGCGCAGACCGACAGCCGACAAAAGUGCAGACGCAAACAGGCAACCAUCAAUAAGCAUGGGACCAUCUUCUCUAGACAGCGAUGAUGCAUCCUCUUCGUCGGAUGGUCGACCCGAAUUUAUCCACUUGGACCGGCCGUGCGAUGAUGAAAUUGUCCAGCACUUUGUACGUAACGGGCACAACAUGUCAGGUUACAUGACCAAUGUCGGCGAUAUUUGCAAAUCCCCCCAGAAAGUUGUAAUGGAGGGGGCAAAACUGUUGAGUACUAAAUUGUCCCAUUGGGGCGUAAGUCGGGAAUACUAUGAGAUUCUGACAAAAUUGGCCGAGUUGAGAAAAGCUGGCUGAUAUAGCCUGAGGGCUGUGUCCACCUAGG